This is a messenger RNA of Penicillium canescens, 1920 nucleotides long. RefSeq names its product lysophospholipase family protein. Gene Ontology annotation, biological process: glycerophospholipid catabolic process. The transcript is spliced from 3 exons. Lineage: Eukaryota; Fungi; Ascomycota; Eurotiomycetes; Eurotiales; Aspergillaceae. Gene Ontology annotation, molecular function: A2-type glycerophospholipase activity. The record is from RefSeq and is a predicted model, not a curated record. The coding region runs from base 1 to 1920 and encodes 639 amino acids. Gene Ontology annotation, cellular component: cytosol; intracellular membrane-bounded organelle.
AUGAAGACUUCCGCGCUGAUCAGUUCGGUUGCGCUGGGCUUUUUGCCUAACGCAAUCGCUGCCCCGGGCGAAUUCAACCCCAAUGAUAUCACCUUUGCAGUCGCGCAACGAGCCCUACCCGACGCGCCCGAUGGAUACACCCCUAGCAACGUGAGCUGCCCGGCAAGCCGACCGACAGUGCGCAGCGCAGCGGAUCUCUCAACGAACGAGACAUCAUGGCUCGAAGGCCGCCGCAACAAGACGCUGUCGGCGAUGAAGGAUUUCUUCGGACAUGUGACAGUCGGCGAUUACGACGUUGUCGGGUACCUUAACAACCACGCCAACAAUGUUUCGGCCCUGCCUAAUGUUGGAAUUGCUGUUUCGGGUGGUGGUUACCGUGCGCUCAUGAACGGCGCCGGUGCUGUUAAGGCUUUUGAUAGCCGCACUGAGAAUGCUUCGACUAGUGGUCAUCUGGGUGGUUUGCUGCAGUCUUCUACCUAUAUUGCUGGUCUCAGUGGCGGUAGUUGGUUGCUUGGGUCGAUUUAUAUUAAUAACUUCAGUACCAUUGCUAAUCUGCAGACACACGAGAGUGGUGCUGUUUGGCAGUUUGGGAAUUCCAUUCUCGAGGGUCCUGAUACUGGUGGUAUUCAGCUUUUGGAUUCUGCUAGUUAUUAUACGGAUUUGGCUGAGGCUGUUAAUGGGAAGAGGGAUGCUGGCUUUGAUGCUUCUAUCACUGAUAUCUGGGGCCGUGCUCUCUCCUAUCAGAUGUUCAAUGCGAGCAACGGAGGUAUCGACUACACCUGGUCUUCCAUCGCCGACACCACGGAUUUCCAGGAUGGAAACUAUCCUAUGCCGCUGGUUGUUGCGGAUGGCCGCAACCCCGGUGAGCGUGUGGUUGGAAGCAACUCCACCGUCUAUGAGUUCAACCCGUGGGAGUUCGGUACAUUCGACCCAACUGUCUUCGGUUUCAUCCCUCUAAAGUACCUCGGCUCCCGUUUCGAGGGUGGCUCGCUUCCUAGCAACGAGACCUGUAUCAGCGGCUACGACAGCGCCGGUUUCAUCAUUGGAACCUCCUCUACUCUCUUCAACCAGUUCAUCCUCCAGAUUAACACUACCUCGCUCCCCAGCUUCUUGAAGAACGUCUUCACCGACAUUCUCACCAAGCUCGACCAAUCCGAUAAUGAUAUCGCGUCAUACGACCCCAACCCCUUCUACCAUUACAACAACGACACCUCCCCGUACGCCCAGCAGGAAAUCUUGGACCUGGUCGACGGCGGCGAGGAUCUACAGAACAUCCCCCUCCAUCCCCUCAUCCAGCCUGAGCGCCACGUCGAUGUCAUCUUCGCCGUCGACUCCUCCGCCGACACAACCUACUCCUGGCCCAACGGUACCGCCCUCGUAGCCACCUACGAGCGCAGCCUGAACAGCACCGGCAUCGGCAACGGCACAGCCUUCCCUUCGAUCCCCGACCAGAACACCUUUGUCAAUCUAGGCUUGAACACCCGCCCGACCUUCUUCGGCUGCGACAGCUCCAACCUGACCGGAACCGCGCCCAUUGUCGUCUACAUCCCCAACUCCCCUUACUCCACUCAAUCCAACGUCUCUACCUUCCAACUGAGCACUGAAGACGACCAGCGUGAUGCAAUAAUUCUCAAUGGUUAUGAAGUUGCUACCAUGGCCAACAGCACUCGCGAUGGCAACUGGACGUCUUGUGUUGGCUGUGCUAUUCUCAGCCGCUCCUUCGAGCGUACUGGCACUACCCUCCCUGAUAUCUGUAACCAGUGUUUCGACCGCUACUGUUGGAACGGCACUGUCAACUCUACCCAGCCCAACGUCUAUGAGCCUGUUAAUUAUAUGGCUGACAGUGCCGCCUCAGCUAUGCUGCCUACCAUUGUCUCCACAGCGGUUGCUGCCGGUGUAGCCAUGUUCACCAUGCUAUAA